UUUUUAAAAGUUUUGUAAACAGAGUAAAGUUGAGAUUACACACACAUUACCUGAUGAGAGGUGAUGAAGGCAAUUAAAGUUUAAAAGCUGAGAAUAACAGUAGUGGAGAAAACAACAUCACAACAAUGCAUGGUGGUAACAAUGGGAUAGUCACAAAUUCAAAUGGUGAAAAGCGUGCCUUAGAACGUGAAGCACUACGAAAUGUUAUUGCACAAUGGAAUGCGAAUCGAUUGGAUUUAUUCGAAUUAUCCGAACCAAACGAGGAUUUGGAAUUCCAUGGUGUUAUGCGUUUCUAUUUUCAAGAUAACGCCACAGGACGUGCCGCUACAAAAUGUGUUCGUGUUGCUUCUGAUGCUACUGCACAAGAUGUCGUCGCGACGCUUGUUGAAAAAUUUCGACCCGAUAUGCGAAUGUUAACACCCGCUGGAAGUGCUGUUGGGCAAUAUGCUUUGUACGAAGUUCAUGGUCAAGGUGGUCCUGGAGGUGGAGCUGCUCGACGAUUAGCUAAUGAUGAAAAACCACUUUUAGUUCAAUUAAAUUGGCAUAUUGAUGAUAGAGAUGGACGAUUUUUACUUCGAAAUAUAGACGACGAACAUCAUGCACCGUCUAUUGGACUAUCCGACAGUAAUUCCAGUUUUCGAAGAAAAUUAUCAAAACGAGAGAAAAAACAAUUAAAAAAACAGGAAAAACUUGCGCGAUUAAAAAGUGAUGCAGAUGCGGGUGAGGAAGGGCAAGAAAACAAUGUUGCCGAAAAAUUAUACACAGAAUUACCAGAAACAUCAUUUACACGAUCUAUAUCAAAUCCAGAAGCUGUGAUGCGACGUCGUAGACAACAAAAAUUAGAAAAACGUUUGCAACAAUUCCGUUCAAAAGAUGGUGGCCCUGAUACUGGGGGUACCUUAAAAAUUUACGGUGAAGCCUUAUGUCAAGACGUGCCUUAUAAAACAUUAUUAUUAAGUGUUCGAGAUUGUGCUGCGCGUGUUGUACGUGAAAUGCUCAAUAAAUAUGGUCUGGAUGGUACCGAAGAUCCAACACAUUGGUGUUUAGUACAAACUAUGCAACCGACUAAUGGAAAUGGUGGUGAUUCACAAGAAUAUGUACUGGACGACGAUGAAUGUCCGCUUGCUAUUUUAAUGAAUCAUCCAAGUACUAGUGGUUCAAUAAUGUUUCAUGUACGGCGAAGGCCGGCCGAUGGUGGUGCACCUCGCAAACGUAAAAAGAAACCUGGUGGUGGGCCAGUAGGUGUUAGUGGACCUGGUGGUCAAACAGCUACUGGUAGUGGUGUUGGCAGUGGUUUAUAUCAUCAUCGUGGAAGUACAUCAGGCCCAAGUGAUCAUCACCAUCAUCGUAGCUCCGAUUUAGAACAAUGUCCGAUGUUUAUUGAAUUGGGUGCAGAUCAUGUUACAGAAAGUUCUCGGACAGUACGUGUUACGUCUGAUGUGAUGGAAGUAGGAUCUGCAAAUGGAAUUGCAUUACAAUUGUAUGGACCACAUAUACAACCUCGACAUUGUUUAAUUCAGUAUAACGCGGAUAGUGGGAUUACAACAUUAACACCAUGUCAUAUCGAUGCAUUUACAUAUGUAAAUGGCCAACGAAUACAUCAAACAACAGUUCUUCAGAAUGGAGCAAUAGUAAAAUUUGGACGUGUAAACAGUUAUCGAUUUGUGGAUCCAGUACAAGAAAAUCGAAGUCGGAUGUAUUCAUCGAAUCACGACAAUUUAUCAAUAUAUGACAGAUCACCAACACGAUUAAGCAAAGAUAACAAUAACAUAAGCAUCGAUGUACCGGACAUACCGAUCAGUCCUACAACCGGCCGUGAACGUGCAAUGAGUCCAACAAAUUUCUCAUCGCCCAUUGAAAAUCAACCACAAUUACAUUCGCCAUCAUCAAUGCAACAAAAAUUACCACCUUUAUCGCCAACACAAUCAAAUAAUUCACAUCAGCAUUAUCCAAAAUCACCGCAUGGUGACAAUAGUAGCAUAGAUAACAAUGGAUUUGGUGGUAAUAAUAUUGGACAAAAUUUAAAGGAUGUAGUAAGUGCACAAAAUACUGGUGGGUCCACCCCAAGUGGUGGUGGCGGGGGCAGUGGUUCAUCCCAAGUUGGUGGCCAUAAAGAUAAUUACGAAACGACUUUCGAUUUAGAUGGUAAUGUAGAAACGGUUUCGACAAGUAGUUAUAAAAACGAAGAUACUAAAUCCGUGGGCAGUGAAAAUAGAUUUGCACGAGGACAAGAUCCAAUUUUACCAGCAGUUUUGGAGUUUCCAGAAACACAACAAGAUCAAUGUUUAGCUAGAGUAAUUACACUACUGGAUCCAUCUUCACAGCCAUCAUUUAAAUUAGCUCCAGCAUAUACAUUAUACUUAUGUGCGAGGUAUCGAGCAUCAACGCAUUAUCGACCGGAAUUACAACCAACCGAAAGAGCUCACAAAUUAACAUUAUUAUUACAACAUAUCGCAUCAUUAAUUCAAAAUGUUAUACAGGUUGGUAUAAAAGAACGUUACAACGAUAGUAAUUCGCAAGCAUUUUGGUUAGCAAACAGUUCCGAACUACUACAUUUUUUAAAAUCAGAUCGACAUAUUUGUGCAUUCUCAUUGACAGCACAAGAGACUUUAGCUGAAUCCGUACAAUUAGCAUUCAGUUAUUUAACAGGGUGUACAACAACAGAUCUAAUUCCAGCAAUAAAUGCAUUAUUAUCAGACAAUAACGAUUUAAACAGUGUAAAUCCUAUAAUUAGUAAUUUAAGUUCAACAAUGUCAUUAUUGCGUCAUUGUCGCGUCAAUGCCGCAUUAACAAUACAAUUAUUCUCACAAUUAUUCCAUUAUAUAUCGGCGCGUAGUUUAAAUGUUAUAUUAAAUACACAAAGUUUAUGUUGUAAAAAAUGGGGAUUACGUUUAGUCAAUCGUUUAGCACAUAUUACACGAUGGGCUGAAAGUCAAGGAUUAGAAUUGGCUGCCGAAUGUCAUUUGGCAAAAAUUCAACAAUGUGCGCAUUUAUUACAGGCACCAAAACAAACAGCCGAAGACAUAGCAAACUUACCAUCAACGUGCUUUAAAUUAAAUAGUGUACAAUUGGGAGCUUUAUUAGGACAAUAUCAGUGUGAAGAUGGUGAAGCGCCAUUAUCACCGGCCAUGGUAGCACAAGCCGUUUGUGUUGCUAAAACACUAGCCGAUGAAUUGGCAUUAGCUGAUGGUCGUGAAGUUCGUUUAUUGGAACAGCCAACAUUACCAUUAGCAUUACUCUUACCUGAAGAUGGAUAUAGUUGUGAUGUGGUACGUGGUGUACCUCCUGGUCUUGCUGAUUUUCUACGUCAAUUACAACCACCAUGCCGAUUAGCGAGCCAACCAACUAGUGCGGGAAGUUGGACUGUUUACAUGCAUCAGCAUUCACAUCCAUUACGAUCUCCAAGUGCAAUGAGCAAUCGAUCUGGAUCUCAACAACCAGAAAUUCAAAUAAUUAAAUUACAUAAAUCGACAAGUGGUAUGGGUUUAUCAAUUGUUGCGGCAAAAGGUGCCGGACAAGAACGAUUAGGAAUAUAUAUAAAAUCAGUGGUACCUGGUGGUGCAGCCGAUACAGACGGUCGUCUGCAAGCUGGUGAUCAAUUGUUACGAGUCGAUGGACAAAGUUUAAUUGGUAUUACUCAAGAACGUGCUGCUGAAUACUUAGUUCGUACUGGACCGAUUGUUACAUUAGAAGUAGCAAAACAAGGAGCUAUUUAUCAUGGAUUGGCUACAUUGUUACAGCAACCGUCUCCACCAAUGUCACGUGGACCUCGUCGCAUGUCAGAACGUGAUAUACCAUCUCGAUUUAACGACUCACACGGACACAACACAGGUGGUAUUGUUGAACGUACAACAAUUGCUGCAUCAAAAUCAGUACCAGCAUUACAUCAAGUUGUUGACGCUAAUGAUCCACCAAAUAUACCACAACGUGUCACAUCAAAUACAUUAACUAGUGGACCAGUACAUAAUUUAAUAAAAAACCAUCAUGAUGUAUUCAAUCCUGGUUAUAGUCGAACAUCAUCUUCAAACAGUAUCAAUACAAACAAUAUUACAAAUAAUCAAUCGAUGAUUAACAAUAACAAUAAUACACAAAUGGCACCACCCAAAAGUAAAUCUGUACAUAAUUUAGUUUCACCGCAAGCUGUUGGACAAGAUCAAGGAUUUUAUCAAAAUUUAAGUGUUUAUCGUAAUAAACCAAACGAUGCAUUAACUCUUGGCGACAGAGCGUCGGGAUUACGUUCAUCUCAAAGUUCAUUGCAUUCAAACAAUCCAUUAAGUCCAACAAAUAUGAUAAACAAUUCACAACGUCCGACAUCCGCGUAUUAUUCAAAUAGUCCAAUGGCAAAUCAUCAAAUGACAUCACCAGCAACAAGACCCAAUCAAUUAUUAUUACCUUCAUCACAUCACCAUCAAAGUAUUCCAAAUUUAAAGAGUAGUCAAUCACAUUCAAUGUUAGUCAGCCAUCAAAACGUGUACAGCCAACAAAAUCAUCACGAUUUAAAUCAUCCUCACAUGAAACAAAGUCAAUCACAAUCCGCCCUUUUAUCAAAUAAUUAUAAUAAUAACAAUAAUUUGGAUAAAACUGAUCAACAAUAUCGUCAACAUUCAAGUAUGACAGCAUUAGUACGGGGUCAAGCAAAAUUAGCGGAAAUGAGUGAAGAAGUACGUCGCCGGCAAACACGUGGUAUGCUCAGUCCACAAGGUGGUGAUGGAUUCCGUCAUAAUAACUUGCAUGGACAACAACAAAUGAUGAAUUCACCGAUUUCAAGUCGUUCAGCAGACUAUCAUCAUUCACAUCAUCAACAAUCACCACAUUCAGUUGGUGGUUAUAAUAUGCAACAACAGAUGGUAAGUCCUGGUGGAAUGGGAUCUGUUAAUUAUAAUCAUCAUCCAACACAGCCACAACAAUCAUCGGUGUCACAGCAUAUGAAUCAUUAUUAUGGUGAUAAUAAUUCACCACAACAUUCUGUUGAUGCGAAUAACCAACAAGGUUACUACAUGAAAGGAUCACCUAUGUAUCCGCCAGUUGCACCAAAACCACCAAGCGGAAUGCCAAUGUCCUCAGUCAAUUCAAAAUCUGAAUACGAGGAUGAUCCACCACCAGUUCCACCAACGACAACACAUCCGUUAUACACAGCCAGUUUAACAGAACCACCAAAAGGUGCAUUCUAUCCUACAAACACAAAUCAAAGAGAAACGAAAGGAACGCCUGCUACUAAUCCAUGGGAAAGGGAAGAACGAGAAAAAGAACAGGAAGCCCGAAGAGAAGCUGCGCGACAAUGGCGUGAUAGACAAAUAGCAGAAUUGAGUGCAAUACCAUCACGAACACCCCAACAAGAUGAACAAUUACGUGCAUUAAAAUUGGAACGUGAUUUCCAAAAACGUGCAGAAGAAGCUGCAGCUAUAAAUGACGAAGAGGAAAGUACAGUUUCAACGUCAUAUUCACCACAACCUGUUAGUUCAGCAAUGAUUACAAGUGUUACGCCUGUUUCAAUUGUUUCUACACGAACGCAAAUGAAUAGUACUAACCCACCAACAAAUUCAUCUACAGACAACUCAAAUGAUUCAAGUCAACACACCCCACUCGGUCCAACAUCAAUACUAAAGACAUCAUCAGGUCCAAAUAGCCCAUCAAAACGUGAUACAAAUAACUCAAUACAAAAUACAACAAAUAUUUCCAAUCAACAAAGCAACUUAAGUCAACUUUCUAGCAGUAUGUCAACGUUAACUUUAUCAUCCGAUAGUAAUGCACCACCACCUCCAGAACGGGGCUCAAGCUAUCUAGCAAUGUCAUUACGUACAGGAGUCGGUUCUAGUAUUGGUGGCUUGAAGAGUGAAUCAUCAACAAUCAAACGAGUGUCAUUUAAUGAUAAUCGUAGUGCGUUAUCAUCACAAAAUAAUGGAGGAAAUGGGGGACCUUUGUCACCAUCACAAAUGAAUAAUGAUUUGAUCAAUAAUACAUCCGAUAUUUCAACACCACAAUUAGAAAUGAUUCGAGAAGAUCCUAAUCAAUUCAUAUCAGCUGCUGAAAGUAUGUUAGCGUCACCUACAACGCCUACUGACACAUUAAUAGCAGGAGCGACACCGGGAGUGAUUGGUGCUCAAGAAGUUUACAGGGAUCCUCGAACUCGUCGAUUAGCUGAACAACAAGCAAAACAGGCGAGUGAUCGACCGUGCAUUCCUGAAAAACUAUCAUUUAAAGAAAAAAUGAAAAUGUUUGCAAUGGAAACUGGUGAACAGGGUACACCAAAAGACCGUAGUAAAAUAUCACGUGCACAACGUGACAUAGACAAUAUUGGUGGUAAUACACCUCCAUCUUCAUCGCAAGGAAUGGUCCAUUAGCAAUUUAAUUAAAAAAAAAAAAAAAAAAAGAGAGACAAAGAGCUUUAUAUAUGUAUAAAUUCGUGAAAUUUACCAAAGACCAAUAUUAUAUUAUUUUUUUUCUUCAAAAAAAGUAAAAAAAGGUUAACAGUUUUUUAACACAGCAUAUAUAUUUAGAAACAAAUUUAAAUAAAAAUGAUGGGUCCACCUGUUUUUGCAACGUACGCGCCUUAAUGUAUAUGGAACAUAAGAUUUAAUUUAAUAUAAAUACGACGACAGCAUAUCUCAUAGAUUUUUGUUUGAUCUUGUAAAAUAUUUUAUUCAAAAUGUAGAUUUAUCGCUCCCUUAUUGUUUUCUAUUUUGUAAUUAUCCGUUUAUUAUAUAGAGUGCCUUCAUAUUUCAAUAAAUUAUCGAGAUCAAGCAAAAUUCUUAUAAAAUCAUUAUUUAACCAAACUGUUUCUAAGUUUGAAUACGUGAUUUUAUUUUUGACGAAUCAAGAAGCAGUUAAAAUUUAUUUGUACUUAUGAAAUACCAAUAAUUAUUAUUGUUUUUUGUAAAAAAAAUAAUUCGAAUAGCGAUAAUGCUAUUGUGAAUUGGUGAUUCGAUCAUGAUCAUC
Molecule: messenger RNA, 6936 nt
Organism: Chrysoperla carnea
Lineage: Eukaryota; Metazoa; Arthropoda; Insecta; Neuroptera; Chrysopidae
Gene: cno
Exons: 23
Coding region: 126-6341 (2071 amino acids)
Biological process (GO): signal transduction; regulation of protein localization
Cellular component (GO): adherens junction
Molecular function (GO): cell adhesion molecule binding
Source: RefSeq, a predicted model, not a curated record